AUGUCUCUCACGUCAGCUUUCCUCCUCGUAAUCCUGUCCCUGUCUCUCUCUGCAGCCCGUGAGUUUCUCACAGGGGACACUGGGCAUCACGUCGGAUCAAACCAGAACAGUCAGACAGCCACCAAAAGCGGGGGAAUCCUACUUCAAGAUAUCUACGCCCUUCAAAAGCUUCGGCGAUUCAACACCGAACGAAUUCCGGAACGCGUAGUGCACGGACGUGGUGCAGGAGCGCAUGGGGAGUUCCGCUCGUUUGGAAAUUUCUCAGACCUCACUGCUGCUGAGUUUCUUUCCAAACGUGGAAUUGAGACGGAGGUGUUUGUGAGAUUCAGUACGGUUAUCCAUGGAAAGCAUUCACCAGAGACAGUGCGAGAUCCUCGAGGCUUCGCUGUCAAGUUUAAAACGGCCACAGAAGGAAACUAUGACCUCGUUGGGAACAACCUUCCCGUGUUCUUUAUCCGCGACCAUCUAAAGUUCCCGGACAUGGUGCACAGCCUGAAGCCGGACCCUGUGACGAACCUCCAGGACCCGAACCGUUACUUUGACUUUUUCUCUGCCCUCGGCGGCAUGGCGACGCACAUGUUGACGUACCUGUACUCAGACCUGGGGAUCCCCCGAGGAUACCGCUUCAUGGACGGACACAGCGUGAACGCGUACAAGAUGGUGAAUGCGAAGAAGCAAGUCAAGUACGUGAAAUUCCGGUGGUUGUCGAAGCAGGGCGUGCAGAACCUGACGCGCGCGGAGGCGGCGCAGGUGCAGGGCGCGGACUUUAGCCACGCGACGCGGGAUCUGUACGACGCGAUCCGGCGCGGGGACUUCCCGACGUGGGAGCUGGGCGUGCAGGUGAUGGACCCGUCGCAGCUGGACGACUUCGACUUCAACCCGCUGGACGCGUCGAAGGAUUGGCCGGCGCGGCAGUUCCCGUUCACGGCUCUCGGGGAGCUGAAGCUCAACCGGGUGCCGGACAAUUUCCACCUGGCGUCGGAGCAGUCUGCGUUCUCGCCCGGCAACUUUCUGCCGGGCAAGAUCGAGCCGUCCGAGGACCGGCUGCUGCAGGGCAGGCUGGUGUCGUACCACGAGUCGCAGAUGCACCGGCACGGGUCGAACACGUUCCAGUACCUGCCGGUGAACCGGGCCAAGUCGGCGGUGCGCAACUACAACCAGGACGGGGUGAUGGUGAUGGAGCACGCGUGGAAGGGGUCGGUCAACUAUGAGCCGAGCAACGACGCGGACGCGUACGUGGAGGAUAAGAGGUCGUUGUACUCGACGCGGGAGAUAUGCGGCAAGAACGAGCAGGGGCCGAUCGAGAAGACGCUCAACUUCCGGCAGGCCGGAGAGCUGUACCGGGCGUUCUCGGAGCAGCAGCGCGCCAACCUGGUGGGGAACCUGGCGGUCGAGCUCAGGACGUUGCGGUCGCAGAAGAUUCUACACACGAUGUGCGCGCACUUGUAUAAGGCGGAUGAGGAGUACGGGCGCAGGGUGGCCGAGGCCGCAGGGUGCACGCUGGCGAAGGUGAGGGAGAUCGCGAGCGGGUUGAAGGAAUAGGGCGUGGGUGCGGGCGACAGGGAGGGGCGACAGGGAGGGGGGUUUUACCUAGUGUAGUUUAGUGAUUGUGCAUGAAGGUGGGGUUCGAUGUUUUAUAUUGGGGGGGGGGGGGUAAGAUGAUGGAUGCAGAGUAGUUUCGUUGUCGUCGGGGGAAGGAUUAGUGGCGAGAGGCAGGGAUUUGUACAAGUAAACAGCAGGUGCGUUGGUCAA
Molecule: messenger RNA, 1752 nt
Organism: Chondrus crispus (carragheen)
Lineage: Eukaryota; Rhodophyta; Florideophyceae; Gigartinales; Gigartinaceae
Exons: 2
Coding region: 1-1542 (513 amino acids)
Biological process (GO): hydrogen peroxide catabolic process; response to hydrogen peroxide
Cellular component (GO): cytoplasm
Molecular function (GO): heme binding; catalase activity
Source: RefSeq, a predicted model, not a curated record